AUGGCAGCGGCUCCAUUGUCUCCGCAGCAGAUCAGGGACCGGCUGCUGCAGGCCAUUGAUCCCCAAAGCAACAUCCAGAACAUCGUGGUGGUGUUGGAAAUCAUCUCCAGCCUGGAGAAAUACCCCAUUACCAAAGAGGCACUGGAGGAAGCGAAACUUGGGAAACUCAUCAAUGACAUUCACAAGAAGACCAAGAAUGAAGAGCUCGCCAAGCGGGCCAAGAAGCUGCUGCGGAAGUGGCAGAAGCUCAUUGAGCCUGUGCACCAGAAUGAGGCAGUGCUUCGGGGGCUGGCAGGUGCCCCUGGCUCUGCUAAUAGGGGUGCCCGCAACUGCCAGCCAGAGGCGGGGGUGGCCAGUGCACCCAAGAGCAUCCAUGACCUGAAGAACCGCAAUGACAUCCAGAGACUGCCCGGGCUGCGGCUGGACAGGCUGGGCAGUCGCAAGCGCCAGAGGGACCAGCAUGACCUUGGCCACCCUGGGCCACCUCCCAAGGUCUCCAAAGUAACCCAUGACUCCCUGCUUCCCAACUCAUCACCUCUCCCCACCAAUGGGAUAGGUGGGAGCCCCGAGAGCUUCCCAGGUCUCCUGCACAGUGGCAGGCACCAGGGCCCUGAGGGCAGCUGCGUGGAGCAGGGCGAGAAUGACAAGCAGGGCAUCAAGAUCCCCAUCAAUGCUGUGAGGCCGCACACCAGCUCCCCAGGUCUGGGCAAGCCCUCCGGGCCCUGCUUGCAACGCAAGGCUGCAGUGCUACAGCAGCUGGAAAGAGCGGACCAGACCUUGGGACCUCCCCACCCCAAAAGGCCACCUCGCUGCUCCUUCAGUCCCCAGAACUCACGGCACGAGGGCUCCUUUGCCCGGCAGCGGAGCCCAUACUCACUCAAGGGCUCUGUGCCCAGUCCCUUGCCUCGGCCCCAGUCGCGCGAUGUCAUGCAGAUACCAUCACCACUGCCACUUGCCCAGCCAUGCACAUGCCCUGCGCGGCGGCUAGAGCUGUUGCCCAGUGCUGAGAGCCCAGUGCACUGGCUAGAGCAGCCUGAGGGCCACCAGCGACUGGCAGGGCCGGUCUGCAAGGCAGGGCUGUCACCAGCUGAGUCCAUCCUACCCCGGGCUGGCUUCUCCCCAGACUCCUCUAGGGCGGACAGUGAUGCAGCCUCCUCUGGUGGUUCAGACAGCAAAAAGAAGAGGAGCCAGCCUCGUGACUACACGGUGAACUUGGGCGGCCAAGUGGCCGAGGCAGGCGUCAAGCCUGUGCGGUUAAAAGAGCCGAAGCUCACCUUGGACCCCAUGACAAGACAGAUCAAACCUCUGACCCAGAAAGAGCCAGUGCGGGCCGACAGCCCUGUGCACACGGAGCAACCCAGGACAGAGCUGGACAAACCCGAGGCCAAGAUCAGCCUCCAAAGGCCCUUUGAGCAGAGGAACUGGAAGGAGCUGCCGCGCACUGAGAUCAUUCAGUCCUACCUAAGCCGGCAGAGCAGCUUGCUCUCAUCUCCGGGCGCACAAACCCCAGGGGCCCACCACUUCCUGUCUGAGUACCUGAAACAGGCGGAGAGCGCCCGGCGUGGGGCCAGGACGCCACAGGUGCUGCUGCCUCCGGGCCCAUCCACUGACCUCCCGGAGCUAAGCCGCCAGGUCACGCAGAACGAUCUGGACAGAAUCCACGCCCACCAGUGGCCAGGGGUGAAUGGGUGCCUGGACACACUGGGUAACUGGUAUGACUGGACGCAGUGCAUAGCGCUUGAUCCGCACGGUGACGGCGGGCGAUUGAACAUUCUGCCUUAUGUUUGCUUAGACUGAUUGGCCCCUCAGCCUCUAAGUGCAUUCCCACCUUGCAGUCAGCAGGAGGGUGGCCAGGCCUGGAAGCCUCCAGUGGUUUGGAGCCCAGCUGAGGCAGAAGG
This is a messenger RNA of Myotis myotis, 1898 nucleotides long. Its product is annotated as mediator of RNA polymerase II transcription subunit 26-like. Bases 1 to 1797 code for a protein of 598 amino acids. Gene Ontology annotation, cellular component: nucleus; mediator complex; core mediator complex. Lineage: Eukaryota; Metazoa; Chordata; Mammalia; Chiroptera; Vespertilionidae. Gene Ontology annotation, biological process: positive regulation of gene expression; regulation of transcription by RNA polymerase II. The transcript has a single exon. Gene Ontology annotation, molecular function: transcription coregulator activity. The record is from RefSeq and is a predicted model, not a curated record.